This is a messenger RNA of Lecanosticta acicola, 1071 nucleotides long. The record is from the annotation of a GenBank genome assembly. NCBI's taxonomy places the organism in Eukaryota, Fungi, Ascomycota, Dothideomycetes, Mycosphaerellales, Mycosphaerellaceae.
AUGAGUUCCACGAUUCGGGCAGCGCAGACGACUCUCUCCGAGAACUUGGGAGGCAUUGCCCAAAAGGCAGCUCCGGCGGGGACAGAGUUCUCCCUGGAGGAUGUCCCUGAUCAAACGGACAAAGUGGCCGUGAUCACUGGAGGUAGCGAAGGUACAAGCGACCCUCAUGCGUUUCAACGAGCCAUAAGCUGAAGUCUACCUACAGGUAUCGGAUAUGGUGUUUCCCACACCCUCCUCUCCAAGAACAUCUCGAAACUCUUCAUUCUCAGCGUCUCCAAGGAAGUCGUCGACAGUGCCAAAGAUGCCGUCAAAGAAGAGCUGGGAGAAGACAAGGCCGCAAGGACGACAUGGAUCCAAUGCGAUCUGAGUGAUUGGAAGAGGGUGGUACAAGUCGCCAAGGAAAUCAGCGAUUCGACAGAUCGCCUGGACAUCUUGAUCAACAACGCCGCUCGAGGUAUCAUGUCUUUCCAGCUCACAGACUACGGAGUGGACAGACACAUGGCCGUCAGUCACAUGGGCCACGUUGUGCUCACCUCGCACCUCCUCCCUCUGCUGAAGCAAACCGCCCAAAGGGAGGAGUUUGUCCGCAUUGUCAACAUGGCCUCGAACGCCCACCAACAAGCACCAAAAGAGACCAAAUUCCAAAGCCUCUCCGAAAUAAAUCAAGACCACGGUCCCACCGCCAUCUACGGCAGGGCCAAACUCGCCGCAAUCCUCUACAGCAAAUACCUCUCCAGACACCUCCCCCCGAACAUUCUCGCGAACGCUACCCACCCCGGCGUCGUCAACACCAAAAUGUCCCUCGAAGACAUCCACGAACCGUACCCGCUAGCUGGGUAUUUGAUGAGCACGGCUCUCCGGCCUUUCAAGAAGAGCCAAUUCGAAGGAGCACUAUCGACUCUGUACGCUUCGACUGUGACGACGAGCUCUGGAGAGUAUAUCUGCCCACCCGCAGCGCCGGAAGCAGGUAGUGAGGCUGCGAAUAGUGACGAGCUAGGCGAGAAUCUGAUGAAGUUGACGCGAGAGGUCACCGUACAGAAGGGAGGCUUGGAGCCUUUCAAGGACUAUUGA